Molecule: messenger RNA, 2569 nt
Organism: Chelonus insularis
Lineage: Eukaryota; Metazoa; Arthropoda; Insecta; Hymenoptera; Braconidae
Product: glucose dehydrogenase [FAD, quinone]
Exons: 3
Coding region: 622-2493 (623 amino acids)
Molecular function (GO): flavin adenine dinucleotide binding; oxidoreductase activity, acting on CH-OH group of donors
Source: RefSeq, a predicted model, not a curated record
UCACUACCAAAGUAAAGAGGCUUCGAGAAGAACGCUAAGAAAUUCCACCAGGUCCAUUGGUAGGGGUUAUUAUUGUUAAAUCGUCAUACUCUUCUGACUUGGAUAUUACUAGACUUCUUCCGGUCAUAUACGUGCCAGACCAGGCAACUUCGUUAGUUCUUCAAGAAUCACGUGCAAGUGAGCAUUGGCAUUUUUUGGUGCUCGUGUUCGAAUUUAUCUAUUCAACUUAUUUGCUUACUUUAUUGCUUUUUUAUCUAUUUCAUAAUACACUUCAUUAUCUUCUCAAAAGUGAGUUUAAGAUUUUUUUAUUUUAAUCAACUGCUAAUGUUUUUUUCUAUUUUUUAUGUUAUUGAUGUCACGUUUUCUGAAGGACUCAUGUUUAUUAAAGUCAAAAAAUGACGAGGAAGUUUUGAAAAUCCUGAAAGACAUUUUUUUUUCUCUACUUGAAUUUCGAUGGACAAUCCAUAUAAACAUGUUUAAGGUCCAUUGGAUUCGUGGUUAAUGUCAUACAAUGAAUUAUCAUUGCACAGAUGUAGUCAUUAAGAGAUUAAAGAAAAUUAACCUGAGGUCAACUGAUAUGUUGAAAAAACCGCAAGGGCAAUUAGCUAGAUUGAAGAUAAAAUGGUAUUGAGUGCGUUGGUUAUUGCAUCAACAUUAAAGAGUGCUGUAGGCCUAAUGGGCACUAGCUUAUGGUUAGUUCCACUAGUCAUCAUAGGUCUCUCAUAUUACCGCUACGAUCAAUUGGAUCCGGAGAGUCGUGUCAUUGACAAACGUCCUUUAAACCAAGAAUAUGACUUUAUAGUAAUUGGAGGUGGAUCAGCAGGUGCAGUAGUUGCUAGUCGGCUUUCUGAAAUACCAGAUUGGAAUAUAUUACUUUUAGAAGCUGGCCCUGACGAAAACGAGAUCACAGAUGUACCUUCUUUGGCAGCAUACCUUCAACUAACAAAAUUGGAUUGGAAAUAUAAGACUGAACCUACGGGUACUUCCUGUUUGGCCAUGAAGAAAGGCAGAUGUAAUUGGCCGAGAGGAAAAGUACUCGGUGGUUCGAGCACAUUAAAUUACAUGCUGUACGUACGUGGAAAUAGAUAUGACUAUGAUCAUUGGGAAGCUCUUGGUAAUCCAGGAUGGGGAUAUGACCAAGCACUGUAUUAUUUUAAGAAAUCUGAAGACAAUCGUAAUCCUUACUUGAAAAAUAGUCCCUAUCAUGGUACUGGAGGGUAUUUAACAGUUCAAGAGUCACCUUGGAGAACGCCUUUAGUUGUAGCUUUUGUCGAAGCUGGUAUGGAAUUAGGCUAUGAAAACAGAGAUAUUAAUGGAGAGUAUCAAACUGGCUUUAUGAUUGCUCAAGGAACUAUAAGACGAGGUAGUCGAUGUUCAACAGCCAAAGCAUUUUUACGACCUGUACGUCUCAGGAGAAAUUUACACAUCGGUAUGAAUGCGCAUGUGACUAAAAUUAUUAUUGAUCCUAUAAAAAUGAAAGCAGUUGGUGUUGAAUUUUAUAGAGAUGGAAGAAAACAAAUUAUUCGAGCAAAAAAAGAAAUUAUUUUAUCUGCAGGCGCCAUCAACAGUCCACAGUUAUUGAUGCUUUCAGGAAUUGGACCUAAACAGCACUUGGAAAGCCACGGAAUAACGGUUAUCAAAGAUUUACCAGUUGGAAAUAAUCUUCAAGAUCAUGUAGGAAUGGCUGGACUAACUUUUUUAGUUGAUAAACCUGUUGCAAUUGUUCAAGACCGUCUCCAGCCGACACCAGUUACUACUGAAUAUGUAUUGAAUGGGCGAGGACCGAUGACGACAUUAGGUGGAGUUGAAGGUUAUGCAUUUGUUAAUACAAUUUACGCUAAUGAAUCAGGGUUGUACCCUGAUAUUCAAUUACAUAUGGCACCAGCAUCAUUAAGUUCUGAUGCUGGUGUUCAAGUAAGAAAAGUUCUGAGCAUUACUGAUCAAGUUUACGAUACUGUGUAUCGUCCUAUUACUAAUAGAGAUGCUUGGACUAUUAUGCCUCUACUUCUGAGACCAAAAUCAAGAGGUACAAUAAGAUUAAAAAAUAGUAAUCCAUUUGCUAGUCCAGUUAUAAAUGCCAACUAUUUUGAUCAUCCUGAAGACAUCGCUCGUCUUGUUGAAGGUGCAAAAAUAGCAGUAAGAUUAAAUGAAGCCAAAGUGUUUCAACAAUUUGGAUCUCGAUUACAUAGAGCAAAAAUUCCAGGAUGUAAAAAUUUAACUUUUGGAUCUGAUGCUUAUUGGGAAUGUCAUAUUCGUCAUAUCACUAUGACUAUAUAUCAUCCAGUAGGAACUGCCAAAAUGGGACCAUCCACUGAUCCUGAAGCUGUGGUUGAUCCACGAUUGCGAGUUUAUGGAGUGCAAAGUUUAAGAGUUAUCGAUGCAUCAAUAAUGCCUACCAUCUGCAGCGGUAAUACCAAUGCACCUGUUAUUAUGAUUGCUGAGAAAGGAUCUGAUCUCAUAAAGAAUGACUGGCUCGAUAAUAUCCAAAGAUAAGAUAUUUUCCACAGCAUUAUAUAAACUUUUGAUCGUAUAUUCAUUAUGCUACAUUAGAUUAUAUUACAAAAUUAUG